Aspergillus aculeatus ATCC 16872 is the source of this 1823-nucleotide messenger RNA. RefSeq names its product glycoside hydrolase family 13 protein. Gene Ontology annotation, biological process: oligosaccharide catabolic process. Bases 22 to 1791 code for a protein of 589 amino acids. The transcript has 3 exons. Lineage: Eukaryota; Fungi; Ascomycota; Eurotiomycetes; Eurotiales; Aspergillaceae. The record is from RefSeq and is a predicted model, not a curated record. Gene Ontology annotation, molecular function: alpha-amylase activity.
GUAAUACACAUUCAGCCCGUGAUGCCCAAACCCUCCUCCCAGAUUCACCGCGCCUGGUGGAAGGAAAGCUCCGUCUAUCAGAUCUGGCCCGCCUCCUACAAAGACAGCAACGAUGACGGCAUCGGCGACAUCCCCGGCAUCGUCUCGAAGCUGGACUACAUCAAGGACCUGGGCGUCGAUAUCGUCUGGCUUUGCCCCUCCUAUAAGUCGCCCCAGGUCGACAUGGGCUACGACAUCUCCGAUUAUUACAGCAUCGCCGACGAGUACGGCACGGUCGCGGACGUCGAGAACCUCAUCCAGGGCUGCCACGCGCGGGGCAUGAAGCUGCUCAUGGAUCUCGUGGUCAACCACACCAGCGACCAGCACGAGUGGUUCAAGCAGUCGCGCAGUUCCAAGGACAACGAGUACCGGAAUUGGUACGUUUGGAAGCCGGCGCGGUAUGACGAGCAGGGCAACCGCCAACCGCCCAACAAUUGGGUUUCACACUUCCAAGGAAGCGCCUGGCAGUGGGACGAGCACACCCAGGAAUACUACCUCCACCUGUACGCGACCGAGCAGCCGGAUCUCAACUGGGAGCACCCGCCCGUGCGCCGGGCGGUGCACGACAUCGUGCGCUUCUGGCUGGACAAGGGCGCGGACGGGUUCCGGAUGGACGUCAUCAACUUCAUCAGCAAGGACCAGCGGUUUCCCGACGCGCCCGUCCAGGAUCCGCGGACGCCCUGGCAGUGGGGCGACAAGUACUACGCCAACGGGCCGCGACUGCACGAGUACCUGCAGGGCAUCGGCCAGAUCCUGAAGGAGUACGACGCCUUCAGCGUGGGCGAGAUGCCCUUCGUCCGCGACACCGACGAGGUCCUCCGCGCCGUGCGCUACGACCGCAACGAGAUCAACAUGAUCUUCAACUUCGAGCACGUCGACAUCGACCACGGCCCGUACGGCGACAAGUUCCGGCCCGGCAGCUGGAAGCUCACCGACCUCAAGAGCUUCUUCGAGACGUGGCAGAAGUUCAUGUACGAGAAUGAUGGCUGGAAUGCCCUGUACUGGGAGAACCAUGAUCAGCCGCGCUCGAUUGACCGGUACACGAACGCGAAGGAGGAGUACCGCACCGAGGCCGGGAAGAUGCUGGCGACGAUCCUGGCGCUGCAGUCUGGUACGCCGUUUGUGUACCAGGGCCAGGAGCUGGGAAUGAGGAAUGUGCCCGUGGAGUGGGAUAUCAGCGAGUAUAAGGACAUUGACUGUCUCAACCACUGGCAUAGACUCCUUAAACAGAAACCCGAUGACACCGAAGCGCAGAAGAUCGCCCGCCAGGAAUACCAGAAGAAAUCCCGCGACAACGGCCGCACCCCGGUGCAAUGGUCCGCGGGCCCGAACGGCGGCUUCACCGGCCCCAACGUCAAGCCCUGGAUGUCGGUCAACCCCGACUCCGAGCGCGUCAACGCCGAGGCGCAGGUCAAGGACCCUCAGUCGACGUACCACUACUGGUCCUCCGUGCUGGGGCUGCGGAAGAAGUAUCUCGAUAUCUUCGUCUAUGGGGACUACACGCUGGUCGACAGGGAGAGCCAGGCGGUCUUCGCGUAUACCCGGCAGUACGAGGACCAGAAGGCGCUGGUGCUGGCCAACUGGACCGACCAGACGCUAGAGUGGGACCCGGUCGCCAAUGGGGUGGAGGCCGUGAAGGGGGUGGUUCUGAACACAUACGAGAGCGCCGAGUCGGCUGGGGUGAGAUUCCAGAGUGGUGGGAAAUGGUCGCUCCGUCCGUAUGAGGCGGUGGUUGUGCUGGUGCAGGCGUGAAAUGAAUUUGAUGACGGGCUGAAAAUGAACUG